GCACUUAUCAAAAUACCAUGAACUCGUUCUUUGCCGGUGCCAACCAACUGCAGCUGCUCACGCGCGGCGCGCAAUGUGCCAUCAGCGCCAUCGCCUUCUUCUGCGUCACGGGCGUCACAGGCCUCCACGCUGGCGACUUUGCCUUUGUCACGACCUUUACCUUGGCGGCGCACGCGGCCCUCUACUACCUCCUCGCUAUCCAUUUUAAGAAGCUCGAGCUCUCGGCGUUCACCGUGCUCGUGACCGACGGCGUCCUUGGCGCACUCGCGCUCGUCGCGGCGAUUGUGCUCGCCGCCAGCUCGAGUGCGUUCUUUUACUGCCACGCCAACAGCUGCGGUGCGCUCUACAUCGCCACGAUCGGCCUCUUUCUCGGCGCGCUCCUCCAGGGCUUCCUCACGUACCUCAGCUACGCGGCGCUCUACUUGACGCCCACGAACGCGGUCGAAGACCUCGAGAACCCGGUGCACGAGACGACCGAGUACGUCGCGCCCGUCGAGAUCAAGACGCCGACGGCGCAGUAACCGAGCAGUACUCAGUCGCUUUUAACCAUGUCAAUCAUAUUCCCGUG
Saprolegnia parasitica CBS 223.65 is the source of this 568-nucleotide messenger RNA. RefSeq lists its product as hypothetical. The record is from RefSeq and is a predicted model, not a curated record. The coding region runs from base 18 to 521 and encodes 167 amino acids. NCBI's taxonomy places the organism in Eukaryota, Oomycota, Saprolegniomycetes, Saprolegniales, Saprolegniaceae. The transcript has a single exon.